AUGGAUCAUAACAUAGUCAAACGCGGCAGCUCGCAACUUCGCGGCGAGCUGAAGUCGAAGGCACAACUCCUAGUCGAGACGAACUACGGCUUCCUCAAUAUCCCCGCCGAGAAUAUCAAGGACGGCAUACGAGACUUGCUCGAUCACGGCUCCUUCCUCUUCGAGGACCCAUUCGAGCGAAAAGGGGCCUUCCGCAAUCCGAUUAUACUGACGUUGCUGGUACAGCAAUGGUUUCAAGGCCGGAAGGCCGAAGCGGCGGGUAUAUUCUCCGCAAACUUCAAUCCGAUUCCCGACAAACUCAUCGCGUUGAUCGCCACGGCAGUCGAGUGUGCUUUGCUGGACUGGGAGAGCGGAACGAAUACUCCGCAUGUGAACGAUUUCACUGCGGACAAGUAUAGCCCGGUUUACGCUCGGCACAUGGAGAAUCUCCGCACCAUGCAGGAACUGAAACCGCGGAAGUUCAUCCGGCUUCAGAAAUCUCUGUGGGACGGCGCGUGGCAACGCGCGGGGCGUGCUCCACCCAAUCCAACCGUCAAAGGGGACCUUUCGAUUCUCGAUUUCAGUGACAGCGAAGACGAACUACCUCAGCAGCAAGCUAUCGCGCCUAAGGAUGCUUCGCCAUGGGAUGAGGCUGUUGAGCCUGAGCCUAAGGGUGCCGCGCCUGAGGGUGCCAAGCCUGAGGGUGUCGAGCCUGAGGGUGCCGAGCUGCUCGGGCAUGUUGACGCCGAACAAGGAGCCCCACAGAACGCCAAUACCUAA
Molecule: messenger RNA, 759 nt
Organism: Punctularia strigosozonata HHB-11173 SS5
Lineage: Eukaryota; Fungi; Basidiomycota; Agaricomycetes; Corticiales; Punctulariaceae
Exons: 5
Coding region: 1-759 (252 amino acids)
Source: RefSeq, a predicted model, not a curated record